UGCUGCCGUUUUUCUCUUUUAACCUUCAAGUUCGGUAUUGCCCGGCGCAAUCCUAUCCCUAUUCCUUCGUCGCCCGGUGCGCACUUUUGCCAUAUCCCUCUUUCACUUCCUUCAGAAGCACAUUCCGGAGCUCUCCCCUCACCAAUUUAUAAACCUCUCAAUCAUUCCCCUAUCAUGAUGUGGACCCUUUCGUCGAUAGUAUCGGGCAUUUUCUUUGCUAUCCUUGUCCCCGUUUUCUUUGAAGUGAAUGCAUCCCCCAUCCGAAGCUCGGUCGCGUCACGCACGUCACCUCUGUCCCACUUCAGCGGUCGUGGCCAGCCUUUGUUCCCAAGAAUGACUAUAGGCUACGGUUAUUUGAGUAACACAGCUAUGUGUGCCGAAUACCAUAAAGGCAUGACUGUAAUCGAUUGGCUUAAACCUCAUCCCAAUUUUUUCAACUUGUCUCCGAUACCAAGAUUUAAUGCAGGGAGCAUGUCAGAAGCGCCAGUCGGAUCUUGCGAGUGCAUCUUUGAAGCAAAUAAAUAUCAAUUUUUGGAUAGUGAUCUGCAUUAUGGUUUGCCUCACCUGUCAAAGGAACCCAAAAUAUCUUUCUCGAAUCCACGGAAUACUAUUCCAAGGGUGUUAUUAUCACCAUGUAACGGUGGGACGAAAGAGCUCAACAUUACGAUGUUCUGUAACAAGGAAUGUAAGAAAAAUUUGUGUUCCUGCACGUUUGAUCAAUAUCAUUUCUGCAUACAAUCUUUUCUCUGGGUGUGUAUCCCUAGACUUGCAUGGCUGAAUGUGUCUGUUGACAGGGAAAGCGGACGAAAUAAUUGAAUGGAGCCAAUGGAAAAUACAGAACUGGCCACAGAUCGAGGAUAAGCCAAAAACUAUCAAGGAUUUCAAGGAGGCCUCCCAGUUAAGUUUCUAAGAAAAACACCAGUACGAAGCAAGGGUUAUCACAAGUUCUUCGAAUUCGUUGUCAUUUGCGUUCCGUGUGAUUAGUCCAUUCUAUAACUACUUAUGCCUAUGAAUAUAUUUCCUUCUACCGUUAU
Messenger RNA from Lentinula edodes (shiitake mushroom), 1034 nucleotides. RefSeq lists its product as uncharacterized. The record is from RefSeq and is a predicted model, not a curated record. Bases 175 to 816 code for a protein of 213 amino acids. Lineage: Eukaryota; Fungi; Basidiomycota; Agaricomycetes; Agaricales; Omphalotaceae. The transcript is spliced from 5 exons.